This is a messenger RNA of Alnus glutinosa, 546 nucleotides long. RefSeq lists its product as uncharacterized. The record is from RefSeq and is a predicted model, not a curated record. NCBI's taxonomy places the organism in Eukaryota, Viridiplantae, Streptophyta, Magnoliopsida, Fagales, Betulaceae. The transcript is spliced from 3 exons. Gene Ontology annotation, biological process: mitochondrial respiratory chain complex IV assembly. Bases 159 to 404 code for a protein of 81 amino acids. Gene Ontology annotation, cellular component: mitochondrial inner membrane.
AAGUAAACCAAGGGGCCACGCCAAACACAACCAUAUUUUUCAACAAAACAUUGCUUAUAAAUACCAACCUUCCCCUGCCUACCACUUCCACCCAACUCAUUCUAUUCACUGGUAUACUCAGAACUUGGUAAAAGAAGAAGAAGAACAAGAAAAAGAACAUGGAAGCAAUUCAGUCUUGGGUUUCAGAGCACAAGCUGACCAGCAUUGGGGCACUCUGGGCAUCAGGAAUUGGGGCAUCACUAGCUUAUACACGUACAAGAUCUCCCCUGAAGCCAAGCCUUAGGCUUAUUCAUGCAAGGAUGCACGCACAAGCCUUGACAUUGGCGGUGCUCUCUGGCGCUGCCGCCUACCACUACUACGAGAAGCGUACAGCGGAGCAAGGAGAGAGUCCUCCUUCAAAGUGAGAGAGAGAUCAGAGAGAGAGAGAGAUCUAUUUGCUUUCUUAUUUAACUAUCAUCUGCGAUUUAUGCAGAGGGAAUUAGAUGUUUCCUAUUGUUGUAGAAAGCUGUCUUAAUAUCAAUAAUAUUUGGUCUUUUGUCGAUAAAA